Molecule: messenger RNA, 1831 nt
Organism: Phyllostomus discolor (pale spear-nosed bat)
Lineage: Eukaryota; Metazoa; Chordata; Mammalia; Chiroptera; Phyllostomidae
Gene: RPP30
Product: ribonuclease P/MRP subunit p30
Exons: 11
Coding region: 35-841 (268 amino acids)
Biological process (GO): tRNA processing
Cellular component (GO): nucleolar ribonuclease P complex
Molecular function (GO): RNA binding
Source: RefSeq, a predicted model, not a curated record
CACAUGUGCGCGCCGACGGUCUCGUGACUUCAGCAUGGCGGUGUUUGCGGAUUUGGACCUGCGAGUGGGCUCGGAUCUGAAGGCACUGCGCGGACUCGUGGAGAACGCCGCUCACCUUGGCUAUUCAGUUGUUGCCAUCAACCACAUUGUUGAAUUUAAAGAAAAGAAACAGGAAAUUGAAAAACCAGUAGCCAUUUCAGAACUCUUUACAACUUUGCCAAUUGUACAGGGAAAAUCAAAACCAAUAAAAAUUUUAACUAGACUGACAAUUAUUGUUUCGGAUCCAUCUCACUGCAACGUUUUGAGAGCAACUUCUUCGCGGGUCCGGCUGUACGAUAUUGUUGCAGUUUUUCCAAAGACAGAAAAACUUUUUCAUGUUGCUUGUACACAUUUAGAUGUGGAUUUAGUCUGUAUAACUGUAACAGAAAAACUACCAUUUUACUUCAGAAGACCGCCUAUUAAUGUGGCAAUUGACCGAGGUGUGUGCUUUGAACUGGUCUACAGCCCUGCCAUCAAAGACUCCACAAUGAGAAGGUACACAAUUUCCAACGCCCUCAGUUUGAUGCAGGUCUGCAAAGGAAAGAAUGUAAUUAUAUCUAGUGCUGCAGAAAGGCCUUUAGAAAUAAGAGGACCAUAUGACAUUGCAAACUUAGGGUUGCUGUUUGGACUCUCCGAGAGUGAGGCCAAGGCUGCGGUGUCCACCAACUGCCGAGCAGUGCUUCUCCACGGAGAAACUAGGAAAACUGCUUUCGGAAUUAUUUCCACAGUGAAGAAACCUCGGCCAUCAGAAGGAGAUGAUGAUUCUCUUCCAGCUUGCAAAAAAGCCAAGUGUGAAGACUGAGAAGAACCUCCCUGUCCCCGUCAACACUCCCCACUUCCCUGUUAUAGUCCAUCAGCCACAACAGAAAUGAAGCCUUUGUAUGAGUUGCUGUUUUCACGUGGAGCUAGGAAUCGGUAGUCUCUCAAAACGAUUUUAUGUUCAGGCCAUUAAACUCACAAACAAAACCUGGUGAAGCAUUAAAAUAAAAGAUUCAGCUUGAUGAAUUCAGAUACUAUAUUACAAGAGAAAAGCAGUCUAUAGUUAAUAUUCUUUGUGUAAAUGAUAAAACAGCAGGUAUAAAUUAGAUGUUUUGAUAUUUCAAGACUUUUUAAAAAUGUGUUUUGUUCAUUUAAAAACUCAUGCGUCUCUGCUUUACUUGAUACACACUGUGUUUUCAACCUUACUACUCAAAAAGUGGUUGUUUUUUCAGGACUAUUAAAACUUAUAUUAAGGGAUUGGCUUUUAGUUAGUCUGUUCUUUUAAGCUUCUUUUAUUAUGUUCAUCAGGUCAAAGUUCUUUCUAAAAGGACUUGCUGUAAGGGCUGUGGAAGAAGGAAGUGCACCUGACGUCACAGUGGGCCUCUUCCUUCGCUGCUGCUUGCUCCAUGAUGUCCUGGGAACAGGACUCUCCCCUUUGCCUUGGAAGCCCCUGAAAACCUAAUACUGAUUUUUGCUAACAGUUAUAUUAAGAAUAUCAAAGCAUUAGAUUUAACCAACUUUGGAAAUAAUUUUUUAAGAGGAGGAUUAUUGUAUUAGGUAGAAGUAGCCUUUUUUGCAAAUAUCUGCAUUUUUGCUAUUGAUAUCAAUAAUUCUUUAACUGAGAAAAAGAACAGAGUCGGAAAAGAUCAUUUCAAAAAGAAGUCUAUAUAAGUCUCACUUGUGAAUACAGAUGCUGAAAUAAAAUAUUGGUAAAAAGAAACCAUUAAAACAGUAUACCAUGACAAGGUGAGAUUUAUUCUAGGAAUCUAAGAAUAUUUCAGUUCUUUUUUAAUGUUCUAUACUUUAUAUUAAU